This is a messenger RNA of Rhizoctonia solani, 519 nucleotides long. RefSeq lists its product as uncharacterized. The transcript has a single exon. The record is from RefSeq and is a predicted model, not a curated record. NCBI's taxonomy places the organism in Eukaryota, Fungi, Basidiomycota, Agaricomycetes, Cantharellales, Ceratobasidiaceae. Bases 1 to 519 code for a protein of 172 amino acids.
AUGGAACCGGAACCAUCCUUUACCGCUCUCCUUGAGGCUGUCACAGCCCUCACAGCCACCGUUGGGUCCCUACAGGGCCAGAUCCAAUCUCAAGGCCAGCAGCUUGCUGAGCUUAAAGCCAUAUGCAAGGAGACCGCCGACUUACUUGGCGACAAGGAUCAAGGAGGACCCCAAGUCCAAGCCCAGCCUGGCCCAUUGACUGGGCCUGUUACUCCCCCCACGCAUACAGGAGGAGAAACGCACACUCUAGGAACGGUUAGGCCUGGACUCAAGGCCCCUUUCUGCCCAUCAAGAGGAACAGGCUUUGACUCAGAAGAAGAGGAAGAACCCAGGCGGGCCCCCAAGAGAGAGCCUUGUGACACGCCUAAGCGGAGCCUCAGCUCCCUUACCCCAUUUGACUCAGGGUCCAGCGUGAAGCGACCCAAAAUGGAGCUCCCCGACCCAUACAAAGGGGACUCUAGGGGAAGGAAGGCAACCCAGUGGCUAGACCGCAUGCUACUGUGGGUUGCGCUUCAUUGA